This is a messenger RNA of Jaminaea rosea, 1040 nucleotides long. RefSeq lists its product as hypothetical. NCBI's taxonomy places the organism in Eukaryota, Fungi, Basidiomycota, Exobasidiomycetes, Microstromatales. Bases 24 to 1040 code for a protein of 338 amino acids. The record is from RefSeq and is a predicted model, not a curated record. The transcript has 3 exons.
AUCCCCUCCAUACAACACCAACGAUGGCAGACAAAGAAAUGGACAGCGCAGCCCCUCCUAGCUACGAGUCGCUGCAUCCAGCAGGUACCUCCGAUGCAAAAGGCGACUUCAAAGAUGACAAGAGCGAUGACUUGCUCACGGAUGCUGGUCCAUCUUCCUCCUCACAACUGCAUGCCCCACCCGGCGCUGCAAAGGUGAUGGACUGGGAGGAAUAUCGCAAACGCGAUAUCGCCUGGCCAAGGGGACCUCGGCUUCGCACCACCGCAGUCUACGGCCUUUAUUGCGAGAGAAAGAGCCUUUAUGCCCAGCCACAUACGCUUAAGAUAACAGAUUACAAUGGCGGUAUCUUGUUCCACUUCCUUUUCCCUCUCCAACUGCUCGUUCGUCCAUCUGAUCCUUUCUUCAAGAGAUCUCGACACAUCUUCAUGGUGUCCGGUGAGCAGACCACAUCGAAUCCGCGUGCCGAGACAAAUGUGCCUGGUUCUCGUUGGCAGAAAGGUCCACAGCCGUCGCCUGAACAGGGCUACGUUUGGACCACUUCGCUCCUCUCGCAGCCUCUCGAAUUCAGAUGCGCCGAUGAUCGAGUCUCGCGUGUCUGGCCCGCAAUUUGUACCCACAAGGAGCAGAUAGACAAGCACGACCUGGAGCCUCACCGCCGAGAUCUGGUCAAGUUCAACGUGCCCACGUCUCGCCAGUCUGACACGACUCGCACGUUCGUCUGGAGUAGUUCCGGUCUGGUGCGGAAUCACUCUUGGUCGAGGUGGGACGAAGUCAAUUACUGCUUGUAUGAAGAUGGUGACAUGACCAGGAUCUAUGGCAUCUUUCGAUGGCAAGAAGGUUCAGCGAUCGACCUCCGUGAGAUUCCCGACGAUCUGGAGCAUUCUCUAAUCUUCUUCGCCCUAGGCUACCUUCUCCUAAUGCAGUCCGAUAUGGCGUCGACAUGGCCACCUCGUGGACCCGAGCAGGCUCGUCCCGACCCACCUCGAUUCAGUGUCGCAGCUUUACGAGAAAAGGUUGCUGAGUUAAUGUCAAUCGAAUAG